AUGAAUACUCCAAAAGAUGCAAAUGGAGGAAACAAUAUCCCAUUUGAUAAUUUAGUUCAUAUUGCAAGUAAUAUGUCAAGUGAAUUCAAUCAACAAUCAAAUCAAAAUGCAUCAUUAAAUCAACUACAACAACCUCAAUCUCAAUCGCAAUCUCAAUCUCCAAUACUUCCUCAACCACUAUCAUAUCAGUCACAUUACAAUGUUCCAAAUUCAACCUCCUCACUUUCCAAUCAAGAUUCUUCCUUCAACAACAACAACUUGAAAAAACAUUUUAGUCCCGAAUUACAAUCAGCAUCUUCAACACCACCAACAACCACUAGCCAACAACAACAACAAACCGAUUCCAAAACCAAGAUUAAACGUAUGGCAUGUGUAGAAUGCAGACAACAAAAGUCUAGAUGUGACGCAUAUGAAAAACAACCAAAUCCAUGUACAAGAUGUGCUAAAAAGGGUUUACAAUGUGAUUUAAAAUCUGAUUAUAAAAGAACAUACAAAAGAGCAAGAAUAGCACAGAUUGAAAAAGAAUUUAUGGAGUUGAAAAAGACACUAAACACUGCUCAAGCUGCUGAAUUAUUAUCCAAAUUUCCAUCGUUAGGUGAAUCUCAAAAUGAUCAAGAUGAUUUAAUUGAGGCUACUUCAAAUGGCCAGUCAGCACCUUCACUAAACAAUUCAUCAGUUCAGCAAACUCUACAGGGCAAAAGACCAAUUAUUAAACAAGAAUUUACAGAUCCAUUAACAAACAAUUUAAAAGUCAAAACACCACUCAUAAAAACAAUAUCAACAACAUCGACAACUGAAGAUUUUAACAUAUCAGAUGAAUUACUCCAAUGUGAAGAAAAAUCAGUUGAAGAAAUCACAGUAUCGCCAAACACAAUAAAAGAAUUAUUUAAAGAAUAUAUUUUGCGAUAUCACCCAAUAUUACCAGUAGUUGAUGUAUCAAAAGGACCAGAAAGAAUUUAUAAACUAUGUCCACCAUUAUUCUGGGUCAUUAUAUUUGUAUCAUUAAGAAGAUUUAAAGAAGAUUAUUCAAAAACUUUAUUAUUAAAAUUAUCACCUAUUGUCAAAGGAAUAUUAGCUGAAAUUAUGAUAUCUCCAAUAACAAGAUAUAACCCCACGGAAGAAGAUGAACCAAUAUAUAAUGUUAGUUCAGUUUAUUCAGUUCAAGCUUUCUUACUAUAUUCAUAUUGGCCACCAAUUACUUCAUCAUUAAGUGCUGACUCAUCAUAUAAUACAGUCAACACCGGGUUUUUCCAAGCUAUCAGAAUUGGAUUACAUGCACCUUCAUCAUUUGUUUCAGGAGUCCCCACAUCAACAACAAAUCCAAAACAAUUGGGUAUAUUACAAGAACAAAUCAAGACUUGGAUUGCAUCAAAUGUUGCGUCUCAAUUUAUAGCUACUGCAUUUGGAUUCCCGGCGUGUGUUCAAUUAGAUUCAUCAAUAUGGUUUUAUAAUCAACAAACUAGUGGUGAUCUCAAAAUCCCACAGAAUUUAAAAUCAAUGUUAGAAAUAGCUCAGUUCGAAGAUCAAAUGGCCAAAGCCCUAAAUUCAAAUCCUAUUGAUCCAUGUGGAUUAAUCGAAGCACAAGAAAAAUUACCUUUGUUGAAACUAUUCGCUAAAAAGUUGGAAAAUCUAGAGAUAUCCAUUGGUGAACCAUCGAUUAAUAAUUCAUCAAAAUUUAGAAUAUUUGAAUUAUUAACUUCAAGAGUUCAUUUAUUUAGUUAUUAUUUUAUUGAUUCUUUUAAAAUGUCAAGUUUUGAAUUGCAAAAGGGGUUGAUAAAGUUGUACAAUUCAGCAGUUUCAUUAAUCAAAUAUACUAAAGAUUGUCAAACUUUUGACAAAAAAUUUAUAAAAUAUUUACCUGGUGUUUAUUUAUUAAACCUUUGGCAAGCUGCAUGUAUAAUUGGUAAAUUAAUUCAUUCACCAUUAAAAAAGUUCAUUGAUAUUACUUUGGGAAAAUCAUGUUAUGAAGCAGUUGUUGAAUUAAAUGCUAAAGCAUCAAUUUUAAAACAUGAUAUGGCUUUUAGAUCAAGUGGUAUAACGAGGAAUAUGUGGCUGCUUUUCAGAAAUUUGGAUAAUAAUGAUACAAAUGCUUUGAGUAUUAGUAUAAGAAAUAGAAUGUCAGCUUCAGUGUUUUUUGACUGUUUGAAUCUUGUUAGAGAAAAAGCAGGUAUUUCUAAAUUAAAUGCGAACAUUGUUAAGGAAACAAAUAAUGUUGUUGAAGAAGAAGAAGAUGAGGAAGAAGAUGAAAAUAACCAAUCUAUAGCUCACUCCGAAGAAGAAAAACAAAACGAAGAAGAUGAUGAUCAUGAAAAUGCAAUUUUGGACGAAGAAGAUAAGGAUCAAGUAUCACAAAUAAAUGAUCCAAAAUCAACUGAAUUCAUGAAUACACGAAAACUGAAAACUAAAAGAUCUUUAUCCAAUACAGUUGAUGCAGAACAAAAAGCAAGACAAAUUAUAAGAACAAUUCCUUUGGAUCCAGAACCAAUUUCAGCAGGUAAUUCUAAAAGAAGCUCAAUAUUUAAAGUUGUUAAUUCAUCUUCUGAAUCUUCACCAAUGACUAAAAGUGAUACUAAUAACUCACCAACCAUUAAUAAGAAUCCUCAACAACAACAACUUACACCAGUUAUUAACAAUGUGUUACCUCAAAGAUUUGGAGGUGAAAAACAAUCGGUAACUGCUAGUCCACAAAUGUUUCAACCACAACAGAAUAUCAACAAUGUCAAUGAGGUUAAUAAUAACAAUAUUCCAUACUACCCACCAGGAACAAACCACUUCAAUGAACAAUUACAAUACACACCAACAUAUCAGCAACCACAACAAAUCCCACAACAACAUCAACAACAUCAACAACAUCAAUUAGCCGCACAACAACAAUUCGAAUAUAAUCCCAUGCAACAACAACAACCUCAACAGCAACAACAUCAACAUCAAAGCACGUCUUCAAAUUUUUCAUUUAAUGAAUCACCAGCUGGUCAACUGGGUUUAGAAAGUUUAGAUUUAGAUCGAUUUGAUGGUGAAUUAUUAUGGAGAGAUGUUGAUAGUGUUAUGAAUGAUUUUGGAUUUCAUCUUAAUUAA
Lodderomyces jiufengensis is the source of this 3075-nucleotide messenger RNA. RefSeq names its product leucine-responsive transcriptional regulator (gene LEU3). Lineage: Eukaryota; Fungi; Ascomycota; Pichiomycetes; Serinales; Debaryomycetaceae. The record is from RefSeq and is a predicted model, not a curated record. The transcript has a single exon. Gene Ontology annotation, molecular function: zinc ion binding; transcription cis-regulatory region binding; DNA-binding transcription factor activity, RNA polymerase II-specific. Gene Ontology annotation, cellular component: nucleus. The coding region runs from base 1 to 3075 and encodes 1024 amino acids. Gene Ontology annotation, biological process: regulation of DNA-templated transcription.